Messenger RNA from Zingiber officinale, 1331 nucleotides. Its product is annotated as protein RGF1 INDUCIBLE TRANSCRIPTION FACTOR 1-like. The transcript has 4 exons. The record is from RefSeq and is a predicted model, not a curated record. Lineage: Eukaryota; Viridiplantae; Streptophyta; Magnoliopsida; Zingiberales; Zingiberaceae. The coding region runs from base 373 to 1110 and encodes 245 amino acids.
CGAGGCAGGUGAUGGAUGAGCACAGUGAAAGUACGAAGAAAUUGGAGCCAGGCUCCUCCUCCCUUCCCGCCAUUUACACCUCCACCGAAUCCUCAAAAUCCCUGACAAUAUCAACUUACACAAGAAGACAGAAAUCACUAUGAAAUAAUUUUCUUCUUCUUCUUUUUUUUAAUUAAUUGCCCAUAAUGAAUCAGUCUUUAUCUUUCCUGUUUUUUUCCUUGCUCUGUACUGCUAUAAAUAGACGCAGCAGGGUCGUUAAUGCAUCCCUACACUUUAACUUUUCUCUUUUUCUCUCUUCUCUUCCGAUCCAUGUAUAUAUUGGAGGUAUAAUUCACAUUGGGAGCCGGGGAGUCGAGCGAAGCGAGAGAGGGCAUGGGGAGAGGGGAGUAUGGCAGUGGAGGAGGAGGGGCGGCGCCGGCGGUGGUGCCGGGGUGGCUGGGGCGGCUGGUGGAGGAGAGCUUCUUCGUCAGCUGCGGGGCCCACGAGAGCCGCAAGAAGAACGAGAAGAACAUCUUGUGCCUCGACUGCUGCUCCAGCAUCUGCCCCCACUGCGCCCCUGCACACUCCCACCACCCUCUUCUCCAGGUGAGGCGUUAUGUGUACAACGAUGUGGUUCGACUGGACGACCUUGAGAAGCUCAUAGACUGCUCUUUUGUCCAGCCCUACACCAUCAACAGUGCCAAAGUAGUGUUCUUGAAGCCGAGGCCUCAGUCUCGUCCUUUCAAGGGCUCAGGAAACAUUUGCAUGAGCUGCGACAGGAUCCUCCAGGAGCCUUUCCACUUCUGCUCCCUCUCCUGCAAGGUGGAGCACGUGCUGUCACGGGGGGAGGAUUUGUCGAGCAUACUGUUCCGGUUGCAUGACUCCGACUUGGCCUUCUCCCGCUUUGAAAAUCUCCGAAUGGACGGGUCGGAUCUGAUCGAGGAAGUGGAGAGCCGACUGGCGCCCGAUUCGAUCCUGGAGGAUCCGACGCAGUACGACGGCAGCUCCGGGUCGAGCGCCGACCGCGCCGCCGGCCGGGGCCCGAGGAAGAAGAAGACCGGCGGCGGGUUCCUAGUGCUGUCGCUGAGCAGCAGAAGGAAGGGCGCUCCCCACAGAUCCCCCCUCUCCUGAUGCACGCACGCACGCACCAUGCGCUAGCUGUAAAAUCUAAGCUUGUAAUUUGUGCCAAAGUUGUGCUGGUUUGAAUGCGGAUGGAAGUGAGAGAGUUCAUGGCUGAUGAGCAUUCCCUUUACUGAUUAGGAGGGCACGGUGCUCGCCAAUUUUGUUUUGAUGUAAUGUGGGAUGCACACUUCGACCAAUUUAUAUGAUCAUCUCACUCUACCUUUAGCUUC